Messenger RNA from Planococcus citri (citrus mealybug), 4044 nucleotides. RefSeq lists its product as uncharacterized. Bases 981 to 2390 code for a protein of 469 amino acids. The record is from RefSeq and is a predicted model, not a curated record. The transcript is spliced from 7 exons. Lineage: Eukaryota; Metazoa; Arthropoda; Insecta; Hemiptera; Pseudococcidae.
UUCAAGGCAUCGUAUCUAUGAAAUAAUGUACUAAGUGAAUGACUGAACGCCGAUAAGCGAGUAUUGUUCUCGUAGAUAAGAUAAUGAGACAUGUCCGUUAAAAUGGUAUAUCUCAUGUUUUCGGAUAAGUAUUCUACGAAUGACAUGAGGAAUGCGAUGAUCCGGUAUCGAUACAUAGUAGCUGGAUCGAGAACGUGUGCUAUCAAUAAAAAUAUAAAAAAAUGUUACUUAAAUUUUCCACUUGUGAUCUGAAAAAAUCGAACUACUUCAUUUGCGGAUCAUCAAGCGAUUCCUUUGUUGAAACUUUGCAUUUUGGAAAAAUAGCCUUCGAUUAUCUAUUGAACAAAAUUUGAAAACAAAUCAGUCCAACUCUUUGAAAAGAAGAUGAAAAAUUUUUUUACAUCAAUUUUUCUAGAAUGAAGCAAUUGAAGAUAUAAUACAUCACUUCUACGUUCUGCUAGAUCAAAAUCAAGUGCUGUUUGUGAUACCGAAAUUAUGUUAACAUUAUUUUGUAGGCUUAAAAGUAUACACGAAGUGGUUACACUUCAAUAAAAUCAAAACGUACGCCUAUAUCUACGUAGAUCCCGUCUCAUCGUCGUUCUAAAUUCAUCAAACGAACAACGUUUCGGCGCUCUUAUUCGUCGGAAGUUGCAUAUUUCCUACUAGAAGAAUAUUGAUAAAAUUAUCAAAAUUCACUGAAAACAGAUAUAUGCUUAUUAUUUAUCGUAUCUUGAACCACCUACGUAAUGACUCCUUGUUUUUUAUUUAUUUUCUUUGAAUGUGAUGAUGAGUAAGGGACGAUGAUGCAUAGAAGAGUGUAGCAAUAUGGAUUCUACGUCCAAAAAUAAAUAGAGUCCUGAGUGUUAUAGUCGUGAAAAGAACGUGUUUUCAAUUUUCCUUGUGUAUCAUUAUUCAUUACAAAGUUGUGCGGCCGGUGACAUUAUCCAUAUGAUAAUAUUCAAUUUUUUUUUUCUAUCGAAAUGAAUCGCAUGAUUAAUUUAUUGGUUACCUUUAUCUGUUGUAUUUUUAUUUGUGGUGUUGAAAGUGCAAAUCGUUGUUGUCCUGAUAGCAUUCUUGUGAAUGGAACAGAAUGCAAAGAUGGGCUCAACAUUAACCUGGAUUGUGAUGACUAUUUGUUAAUAUUAGAUCCAUCCCGGAGUACUUACCAGGAAUUCUCCGUUAACGUUGAUCGUGAAAGAGCUGGAAAAGAGUAUUUAGAUUCUUACGUUGCCGGUUUUCAUGUUGAUGACCCCUACUUUUGCAUUGGUGACAUACAAUACUCUUUUGACAAUCGUACUCAUGCAUCCUAUAACGUAGCUGUAAUUUGUCCAUCGUUCAGAAAAUGGCAAAGCGAUAAUUACGAAAGCGCAUCUGUUCAAGCAAAAUACUUUAUAAUAUUUUACCUAUUGGCCCUAUUAUUUAAUACCAUUUCAGCUGUACUACUUUUGACGACUGCCGCAAUUUAUUACGCAUUGCCGAAUUUGCAGAACGUUCAGGACAGUUGUUACUUUUACCUCACUUUAUUUGCUGGCUUGGCACAUCUGAGUUUUUCCUACACGGAGAUCUUCAGCACGAGGGGGCUACUCCCGGAUAUGUGUAUUACUAAAUUAUAUUUGGUGGUUUACUUAGUAUUAUGCGCGAUGUCGUGGUCCAACAUUACUUCUUAUCACGUUUGGAGAUCGGCUAUGAACUACCAAAGUGAUAAUGAAGCAAAAUUAGUGAAACGUUAUAAAAUAUGCGGAUUUGGUGUACCUCUCUGUAUAAUAAUUCUUGCCUGGAUUCACGUGCACCUUAAAAAUAAAACUAAGACGAUAUUUGUUCAAGAAUGUGGACAACACGAAAGACUUGUGUAUGAAAUCUACGUUUCAAUUCCCCUCGUGGUGUUCAUUAUAUUGAAUUUCCUUAUGCAUGUACACUCUCAAAUACGAGUCUGGUAUUCACAUUCGAUUCAAUUGCAAGAUAGGAAAUUAGCGAUGAAAAUAUUAAAAUACAGAUUACUUAUGAACGGCAAAUUAUUCUUUAUGAUGGGUGGACCUUGGGCAUUACUGGUGAUGGUCACUUUGUACAACCUUUUUAUAGGCACCAGUGUGGCAGUGGUCUUAAUUGAAUUUUUUGCUGCAUUGUUGGUUCUGGCCGAAGGCAUACCUGCAUUUUUGAUACUCGUAGUAUUCCGCAAACGUGUUCUUAAGGGCAUGGGUAACAGUUGGUUUGCAAAUACGAGAAUAUAUCCAGAUAAAUGGAAGACGGCUAGAGAUUCUGAAACCGAAGAAGAAGUUACCGAUGAGGAAACUCCUUCCAGAAAUCCAUCAAGAGCUAAAUACACCGCAAAAAUCUAUAAUAAUAGUGACAAUGAUAAUAUUCUCGAUGAAUCGGCUGUCGACAUAUUAUAAAAAUACGAUUAAAUUUUUUCAAGGGUAGGUACAGGUACCUACGCAUUCAGUAGAUACUUCAUUGUUCAUUAAAAAAUGAUCCUUGAAAAAAUUGGUCUAUUAUUAAAAAUUCGAUCCAAAAAAUUUUAAUUCUGAUUUUUUUUAAACUGUUGGAUUUGAAUAUUUUGAAAAAAGCUAAAGCGUACGCUAGUUUGUGGCAAGGUUGUAGAAACAUUUAUAUUUUAAAAAAAAGAAUCUUUUUUUUUCAUUUAAAACAUUUUUUUUCGUUUUAAACAAAAAUUCAUUUUUAAAACUGAAAAAAGGUUUAAAAUUACCACAAAUGACAGUAUAUUUUAAGCUCUAUUCUCUAUUUCUUAUAUUUUCAUCUACGAUUUUAGCAAAUUGUGCAUGUUUUUUGCCAAAAAAAAACGUGUAGGUAAUUGAAAAAAAACUGAAAAUUUGAUUUUAAAAAAAAGUUUAAAACGUUUUUUUGUUUAAAAUACCUACUGUUUUUUUUUCAUUUAUUUUAAUUUAAAUGUGUUUUAAACAUGUAUAACUCUGGUUUGUGUAAACUAUCUCAAGGAACUUGUAUUUUAAAUUUCAGUCUACUGGAGAUUCUGAGAGCUAGUACUAGAUGAUUAAACACAUCGAUAAAAUCCCCAUAAGACCAACGUAAAUUCAAGUUCUCUGCCAGUCUGCUUGCAAAUUAGGCAAAAAAAUAUCCAAAAAUUCGAAAUCUGCCCUUAAAAUGUUUUUUUUUUUUUUUUUUCAAAAGAAAAUCAAAUUAAGAUUUUACUUUAUUCUUCUUGAAAAUUGCAAUUUCAAGUCCUGGAAAGCCCUAGGGCGAACACUUCAUUCGAAUCCUGGACAUUGAGCCCUGAAACCCAAACCCAAAAUUUUCCAGCCCCAAUCCAAGCCCAAGACCUAAUAAAUUGUUGAUUGAAAGCCCCAAAGCCCAAGCCCCGAUACCAUGAAACCCGAAAAAAUCGUUCGGGACCUCAUCCUUGAAAAAAAAUUGGUAUAAUUUUGUUGUUGAUGUGUUAAAAAUUCAUAAUCAAGUAUUUGCGUACCUGCCACCUGAAAGUACAGAUUCAAAGUACCUAGGUGUAGGUACAUAGUUACAGAAGAACCUGGGUAGGUAGGUUUAGGUACCACAUCCAAUGUUGAUUAGAUACCUAAAAAUAUCUGUCGUUUGAAUAUCAUCAAAAUAAUAUCAUGUCGGAAGUUGAGUAUAGGUAUCCCGUUAGAAUAACAUCGAUAAAAUAAUAACAAUUUUCUAAAAAUACGUAUACCUAUUUGGUAUUGGAUCAUAAUUUUUUAUCACAUAUAAUGUAAUGAUAAAUGAGAGGCGAUGAUGCAUGGAAUAUACGUAUAAUAGGUAUUACUUUAUCUAUAUUCUCAAGCCUGUAUAUUAGGUACAUAUGUACUACAUAUGUUGUUAUCAACAAAUUAUACUAAGAGAAGAGCACAAUAUGGAAUUGUUUCAUUUAUCUAUUUUACGCCCCCAAUUGUUGAUAGAGUUCAGAAGUGCUUCUUUUAUCAUCGUGAAAAGAACUUAGUUUUAGUCAUUGACAUUGUGCAUUAUUAUUGCAUAGUUUUGUGCGGCUGCUAACGUACCUAUUAUGUGAAAAUAUUAGUUUUUUUCGUGUCAAAAAUGAAAUACUUGCUCAAGUUA